AUGACAGAAACAACUGAGGCAAAGCCUCGAAAGCUCAUCCCCAUCUCCCAGCCCAUCUCCGUCCUUCCCAGCGACAUCGCCCGCCUCUACACCCACCUCCACCCCAUCAUUAUUCUCACUGUUUACUACUUCUGCUUUCCCUAUCUGGUCGCCGACCCAGUGUCGGUCCUCUUCAAGGCUCUCGCUCCUCUUGCCCACCUUCAGAUUACAUACUGCGUGGUCUGCCUCCCUCAGUCCUCCGGCGGCUCGACGCCUUCCCCUACGUCUUCAAAGGGCCCUACAACUCGGAAGCGUGUCCAAUUCGCCCAAUCCGCCAAAUCAAAGCCUACGUCUGUUGGGUCCAGGAUCACUCCUGCGAUUAUCUCCCUCCUCCUCUGCCUCUCGCUUUCGGCUCCGCUGCUGACCGUUAUACUCAUACUCUUCGGCGCCCCUCUGACUACCCAUUUCUGGCACAAUCUACUGUGCGCAACGCAUAUAUCGCUGCUGGGUGUCCUGCCCCUGUUCUACGUGCACGGCGUCAACGCGCGCAUGUGGAGGGAAAUAUCCGGAGCCUGUCUACCAUUUGACGAAGUAUGGGGAGGUCUGGUAGGGGCAGUAGUGGGAGCUUGGCUCGGUGCAGUACCUAUACCACUGGACUGGGAUCGAGAGUGGCAGAAGUGGCCGGUGACCAUCGUCACGGGGACGUACCUUGGAUGGUUUGUAUUCAGAUUUGCGGGUGAGUAUUUCUUGCGGGGGAAGAGGAUUGAGUUCGACUGA
This is a messenger RNA of Letharia columbiana, 756 nucleotides long. RefSeq lists its product as uncharacterized. Gene Ontology annotation, cellular component: endoplasmic reticulum membrane. Lineage: Eukaryota; Fungi; Ascomycota; Lecanoromycetes; Lecanorales; Parmeliaceae. The record is from RefSeq and is a predicted model, not a curated record. The transcript has 3 exons. Bases 1 to 756 code for a protein of 251 amino acids. Gene Ontology annotation, biological process: GPI anchor biosynthetic process.